UGUGUGUGGUGCUGCAGUAACGAGUGGAGAGGGGGGAUGACUGCAGUUUCUCGGGCUGAUGGAAGAGCGCAAGCAGGAGACGUUCGCACGCCACUGAAACGUUAACCCCUAAGUGCCUCGCUGGUGUAUGGGCCAGACGCUCAUUGAGGAUUAGGACCGAGCAGAUCACUGCAGUCAGGGUUUCUGUUGGUGUAGCCGUCAAGCAUGAAGUGGAAUUUGUUCAAGAAGAAGCCUGCAGCCAUGGUGGGCCCCGAGCCCACAGGUGCCAGUGCCCUGACCAUGGCCCCUGCUGUUUCCACACCUGCAGACAACUCCACUGAGCACCAGGGCCCAGUCAGCAAGAAUGACGUUUUUGGUGACAUCAAAAACAAGUUCCUCAAUGAGAUGGACAAGCUUCCACUGCCUCCAUGGGCCAUCAUCGCCAUCGCGAUCGUAGCCGUGGUCCUCAUUCUCACGUGCUGCUUCUGCAUCGUUAAAAAGACCUGCCUUAAGAAGAAAAAAGGCAAGAAGGGAAAGAAAGGCAAGGGAGACAUGGGAAUGAAGAACAUGAAGGGAGGAGAGAAACAGGACGAGGAUGACGAUGAAGAAGAUAUAGACAUGGGAAUAACUGAAGAGAAAGAGGAGGAACCGAAAGAGAAGGAGAAGCUCGGCAAACUGCAGUUCUCCCUUGACUACGACUUCUCUGACAACAAGCUGACAGUGGGCAUCCUGCAAGCCGCAGAUCUUCUCUCCAUGGACAGUGGCGGCACCUCAGACCCGUAUGUCAAAGUUUUCAUUCUCCCAGACAAGAAGAAGAAGUUUGACACCAAGGUGCACAAGAAAACUCUCAACCCCGUCUUCAACGAGACUUUCCACUUUAAGAUUCCGUUCACUGAAAUGGGAGGAAAGACUCUGGUCAUGUCUGUGUACGACUUUGACCGUUUCUCGAAGCAUGAUGUGAUCGGUGAGGUGAACAUACCCAUGAACACCCUGGACCUGGCACAACCUAUCGAGCAAUGGAGAGACCUGGAUAGUGCAGAGAAAGAGGAGCCUGAAAAACUUGGAGAUAUCUGCAUCUCUCUGCGCUAUGUACCUACAGCUGGAAAACUCACCAUCUGUAUCCUUGAGGCUAAGAACCUGAAAAAGAUGGAUGUUGGAGGACUCUCAGAUCCCUACGUGAAGAUUCAUCUUCUGCAAAACGGCAAGCGGCUGAAGAAGAAGAAGACAACUGUGAAGAAGAACACACUGAACCCAUACUACAACGAGUCCUUCAGCUUUGAGAUCCCACAGGACCAGAUGCCGAAAAUACAAGCUGUGAUCACGGUGCUCGACUACGAUAAGAUCGGCAAGAACGACGCCAUCGGGAAGAUCUGGGUGGGCAGCAGAGCGCAGGGCACUGAGCUCCGGCACUGGUCCGACAUGCAGGCGAACCCACGCAGGCCCAUCGCUCAGUGGCAUCCACUCAAACCCGAGGAGGAGGUGGAUGCCACAUUAGCAGCCCUCACUGCCAAGAAGUAAUCCUGUUCUUCUUCCUUCCCUCCCUCUCUCCUUUACCUCCCCCCUUCCUUUCUUUCACUUUUCAACAUGCACACCAUGUCAUCUUACUCAAUCAGCACUGAGUUACAGCCA
Messenger RNA from Sinocyclocheilus grahami, 1608 nucleotides. RefSeq names its product synaptotagmin-2-like. Gene Ontology annotation, biological process: calcium ion-regulated exocytosis of neurotransmitter; synaptic vesicle endocytosis. NCBI's taxonomy places the organism in Eukaryota, Metazoa, Chordata, Actinopteri, Cypriniformes, Cyprinidae. The coding region runs from base 205 to 1497 and encodes 430 amino acids. The transcript has 9 exons. Gene Ontology annotation, molecular function: clathrin binding; calcium ion binding; SNARE binding. Gene Ontology annotation, cellular component: plasma membrane; exocytic vesicle; synaptic vesicle membrane. The record is from RefSeq and is a predicted model, not a curated record.